Ambispora gerdemannii is the source of this 2097-nucleotide messenger RNA. Lineage: Eukaryota; Fungi; Glomeromycota; Glomeromycetes; Archaeosporales; Ambisporaceae. The record is from the annotation of a GenBank genome assembly.
AUGUAUAAAAAUAAAAUUACCGAAUUAAAAUCAGAAAUCGACCAAUUAAAAAAAAAAUUAACUACUUACGAAGCUUAUAAAAAAGAUUUAGAUUCUAUUGAAGGAAUUCUAAUUGAUCUUCGUGAUGAGAACAAGAAAUUAGAUUUUCAAACUAUUGUUAAUUAUAAAGUUUCUCCUGCUAAAUUGAACGAAGCUCAACAAAAAAUUAAGGACUUGCGGGUUAGUUUAGGGAUUGGAAAAGAAUUCGAGGGCAUUGAUUUGCAAGAUGAUAUUGAAGACAUAAAAAAAAAAGAUGAUGCUAAUAAUCAGAAAAUUAGUAGGCUUGAAUCAAAGAGGGAUAAAUUGGAAAAAGAUAUUAACGAUUUAGAUAAAAAAAUUAGAAAAUUAGAAGAAAACGAGGAAGAUAACGAAGAUGAAAUAAGGAGAUUGAAAAGAGAAAAAAAUGGACUUGAAGAAGAUUUAAAAAUAAAGGAGAAAGACUUAAAAACAGCACGAGAAGAAAAGAAAAGAUUAUCAGAUGAAUUAGCAGCGUUAAAAGCUCAGCAACCCGCCACUCCUAAUUUACCAUCUGUUCCUUUCAAUGAGGAUGAAAAAAGAAAAUUAGAAAAGUUUCUAGAAGAUUAUAAGUCUAUGAAAAAUUUAUGGUAUAAAGAUAUUAUUAGUACUAAUAGUGAAGAGUACAAGAAGUUGCUAGCAGAAAUUGAAGACUUGAGAAAACAAUUAGCAAGCACCAAUCAAGAAAUUGACAAAAUAAGAAGGAAAAAUGAUAAUUUAAAAGAGCAGCUUAAUGCUAAUUAUCAAACUUUGCAAGCAGAAAUUGAAGAAAAAAGUGAAGUAUUAGAAAAAGCCAAAAUUAAUUUCUUAGAAAAGAUUGAAGACAAUCGAAAUUCAUCCGUUAAAAAGGCUUUUUCAGAUAUUUUGAAAGACAAAAAUAAUAAAUAUUAUACUGAAAAACUGGAAUCACUUUUAAAAUUUCAAGAAGAAAUAACUAGAGGUGGCAGCGAUUUCCUUACUGAUCAAAAAAAGAAAAUAAUUGCAGAAAUACCUAAAAAAUUUUCUGAGGAAUCAAAAUCACUUUGUAUUCUUCAGGAGGAACUCACUAAGUUAGAAAUGAAGAAAAAAGAUAUUGAAAAAGCUGGUCAAGUCCUCAAAACCGUAAUGAUAGCACCAGUUAUCCCCCCUCAAUUACGUAACAAAGAAAGUAGUCUGGAAGAUAGAAGUGAUAUUGAAAAAGGCAUUAAAUAUGAUAAAAUACACUCAGAAUCAAGAAAAUUUCAUUUACAAAAAAAUCAUAAAAUAGAAGAAUUCCCUACUAGACUUUAUAGUAUUCAAGAAAAUAGAGUGGUAGAGGCAAAAAACAACGCCAAUAUUAACAAUUAUGCCAUUCUCUCUUAUGUUUGGGGUGAAGCUGGUGAUUUACCGGCGGAGGAAAGGAAUGAACUAGAUAAUGGGGAUAAUGAAGACAAAAAUAAAGAGGUUCCCAAAAUGAGACAGUAUUAUUUUAAUAGUACAGUGACUUUGAUUGCCAUACAUACCAGUCUUGGUAGUGAAGAAGUCGCACAAGGAGAAGGUUGGCUAUCUAAGCAAACUCUUUUUAUGUUCGACAAUGCCUUAAUUGAUGGAAAUGGUUAUGAUGAAGAAGACCGAAUAUCAUUUACCCUCAAUCAAGCUUUGCGAGCCAUUAAAAACCGUGGUCGCGGUGUUUCAAUUGAUGGAAUCUACUCUAUUCUCGGCCUGUUGCCUUAUGGCGAUAAAGUGCCACAAAAAGAUUUAGAAAAAGCCUUAUUUGAUGUUAUGUUUACAGCAAUGAAAGAGGGAGGAUAUAAUGAAUAUUUUGCUUGGCAUGGAUUAGGAGGAGGAACAAGCAUUGAAGGAGGAAUAAAUAUUGUCCGUAGACAUGAUGAAGAACUUGACUUAGAAAAAGAAGAAAAAGAUAAAGGUUCAGUAAUAGACAGUGGUGCUUGUACUAGAAGUAUCACAGUAAGUUCUAAUGAUAACCAAGAGGAAAUAGAAAUAACAUUAUUAAGUACAAGUGAAAUACUCAAAAAAAGGAUAAAAUUAGGUGACAUUCUAUUGCUACUUAGCAAAGAAGAAUGA